Molecule: messenger RNA, 304 nt
Organism: Paramecium primaurelia
Lineage: Eukaryota; Ciliophora; Oligohymenophorea; Peniculida; Parameciidae
Source: the annotation of a GenBank genome assembly
AUGUAAUAUCGAUUCCUCAAUAAAGAACUUUAAAAUAGAUAAGAAAUAAGAGUCAGAGUUAAAACAAGAUACCGAAAACUUAGAGAAUAUUUAAUAGAACAAGCAAAACAAAUUCUAGAAUUUAAACAGUAUAUUUAAGGAACUAAAACAUAUAAGAGUGCCAAAGUAUAUCCUGAAUAAUUUAGCGAAUGUUCUUAACCAGAGUAAUUAUAUAUAAUUUAUAUCUAGGGAAAUACAUAAAGAGCAAAAUGAGAUCAUUCAAGCUAAACAGAGUUAAUCUGAUUUAUAAGAAUGUUUUGUUUGA